ACGCAACAUUCAGGAUGGAAGAUAAUUUUAAGGUCGGUAGCCCGAAUUUGUUUAUAGAAGCCAUAAAAGAUAGCUUGUGGUCUAUCAGUAGCCUGCUGACCCAAUGCAUGUCCAGCCGUACGAAGACAAUAACGAUCAACAAUACAGAAUACACCAUCUUGAAGUACUUGUCUGAGGGUGCAUUCAGCUACGUGUACCUCGUACAAAACUCACAUGGUUUAUACGCAUUGAAAAAGAUCACAAAUGACGGUUUCGAAGCUGAAGUUAGCUGUUAUCAACGUUUUAAGAGUAAAUUUAUCAUCAAUUUACUCAAUUACUCCAUUCAAGAUGGUGCUAUAAACCUCAUUUUCCCUUAUUUCAAGAAUGGCAAUUUACAAGACUACAUAAACGUCAAUAACGCAUUCGAUGAGAAGACAGCUUUAAAAUUAUUUAGCGGUGUUUGUCAAGCUGUAGCUGUUUUACAUAAUUACAACACCCUUGACUCGAAUAGCUAUCCACCCUCGAGUAUUGAUGAUGAUGACGAGGGUACCGAUGCCGUUCCAUACGCUCACAGGGAUAUUAAACCAGGCAAUGUAAUGCUCACAGAUAACGCCUUACCAGUUCUUAUGGAUUUUGGCAGUUGCAUUAAAGCUAGAGUACGCGUGAACAACCGCUCAGAAGCUCUCAUACAGCAGGAUAUGGCAGCUGAGCACUCCUCCAUGCCUUACAGAGCACCUGAAUUGUUUGACGUCAAAUCUGAUACCACUUUAGACGAAAAAGUCGAUAUUUGGUCUUUGGGGUGUACCCUCUACGCAUUGACAUAUUCACACUCGCCAUUCGAAGACCCAAAACAAGCUGCGCAGGGUGGUUCAAUUGCUAUGGCCGUCCAAAGUGGCAGAUACAACUAUCCUUCAAACGAUACCCAUUCUGAUGGCUUUAAGAAUGUCAUAGACGCCUGUUUAAGGUUAAAUCCAGCCGAAAGGCCUAGCGUGGAUGAGCUCAUCCGUCUCACAGAGAGCGCCCUCAGUGAGAGUAUUUGAACUAACGUUGCAUCACCCAAAAAAGCCUAAUGGCAAUAAUACUAUGUACUUUUACUUUUACAAAUAUGACCUAAAU
This is a messenger RNA of Wallemia mellicola CBS 633.66, 1095 nucleotides long. RefSeq names its product kinase-like protein. Lineage: Eukaryota; Fungi; Basidiomycota; Wallemiomycetes; Wallemiales; Wallemiaceae. Gene Ontology annotation, biological process: regulation of vacuole fusion, non-autophagic; protein phosphorylation; vacuolar protein processing. Gene Ontology annotation, molecular function: protein serine/threonine kinase activity; ATP binding. Gene Ontology annotation, cellular component: Golgi apparatus; cytoplasm. The transcript has 4 exons. The coding region runs from base 15 to 1019 and encodes 334 amino acids. The record is from RefSeq and is a predicted model, not a curated record.